Glossina fuscipes is the source of this 1607-nucleotide messenger RNA. RefSeq names its product succinate-semialdehyde dehydrogenase [NADP(+)] GabD-like. The record is from RefSeq and is a predicted model, not a curated record. Bases 159 to 1607 code for a protein of 482 amino acids. The transcript has 3 exons. Lineage: Eukaryota; Metazoa; Arthropoda; Insecta; Diptera; Glossinidae. Gene Ontology annotation, molecular function: succinate-semialdehyde dehydrogenase (NAD+) activity.
AUCGUAGUCUAAACAAUUAAAAAAAAAGUGAAAAUUGUCAGACGGCAGGCAUUAAGUCAUAAAUAAAUUUGAUUAAUUAAUAAUUGACCUAAAUUUGUCUAAAAUUUCUAAAAAUCAUCGCAGUUUAACUUAGUUAAAAAAUUAAGCGGCAGCGAGCAAUGUCUUCAUUAUUACUCUCGAAGGCUUUUAUUAAUGGCAAGUGGGUGGAUGCGGCCGAUUGUGAUAUGUUUGACGUAUGCAAUCCUGCCAACGGUAAACUUAUUGGCUGCGUACCGAACAUGAAGAUCGAAGAUUGUCGCGAUGCAAUAGUUGCUGCUAAAUGUGCAUUCUUUUCCAAGGAAUGGUCAUGCUUGGUUGCAAAGCAACGUGCCGACUUGCUUAGGUGCUGGGCCAUUUUAAUGAAACAGAAUGUCGAUGACAUCGCUGAUAUUAUCACAGCCGAGUCGGGAAAACCUAUAACUGAGGCAAAGCAUGAGAUUUUACAUGGAAGUUCGCUUUUGGAGUGGUUCGCAGAGGAAGCUCGCCGAGUGUUUGGUGAAAUUAUACCUUCUCCAAAGAAAGAUAGCGAACUGUUAGUAAUCAAACAACCUUUAGGUGUCGCAGGCUUGAUUACACCUUGGAAUUUUCCCUUAAGUACGAUAACGCAAAAUGCGGGCGCUGCAUUAGCUGCUGGUUGUACUGUCGUCAUCAAGCCAAGCUUAUUUACUCCCUUGACUUGCUUGGCUGUGGCGAAAUUGUCUGAAGAAGCUGGAUUUCCUAGAGGAGUAAUCAAUGUUGUCACUUCGAAUAAUGCGCGCUGCAUAGGAGAAUACAUGUGCAAGAGUCGAGAUAUUCAAAUUAUAUCGUUUACUGGUUCCACAAAUAUUGGAAAACUUAUUUAUCGUCUAUGUGCUGAUGAUCUGAAACGUGUUUCCCUCGAAUUAGGCGGUAACGCACCCUUUAUAAUUUUCGAUAGCGCCGAUAUAAAGAAGGCGACAGAAAGUGCAUUACUUGCGAAAUUCCGCAAUUGCGGUCAAACGUGUAUUGCAGCCAAUCGUUUCUUCGUGCAAGACGGAAUUUAUGAUCGAUUUGUCGCUUGUUUUAAACAACAGGUAGAAGAUUUGGUUAUCGGCUUUGGUUGCGCUGAGGAAACUCAAAUGGGUCCACUUAUCAAUGAAGAUCAGUUUACUACGAUAUGUGAAUUGGUUGAGGACGCGCGCAAAAAAAACGCCUGCAUACUAACUGGCGGAUGCGGUUUGCCCUGUUUAGGUAAACUGUUUUAUGCCCCUACUAUAAUAACUAAAGUGCCACCGGAGGCAAGAAUUUAUUGUGAAGAGAUAUUCGGUCCAAUUGCGCCAAUUAUCAAAUUUAAAACCGAAGAAGAGGCUAUUCGAAAAGCGAACGAUACAAAAACCGGUUUGGCUGCUUAUUUCUUUACUGAAAACCUCCAACAAGCGUUUCGAGUGGCUAAACGUUUAGAAGUGGGUGUAAUAGGUCUGAACGAGGGCCUCAUUUCAACAGCUGAAGCACCGUUCGGCGGUAUCAAAGAUUCGGGUGUUGGUAAUGAAAUUGGACGUAUAAAUGAGUAUAUCAACAUUAAAUACAUUUGUUUAGGUAAUCUUAAGUAA